AUGAAUGGGGAGGAAGGGUUUCAGCUUGUACCAACAACCUUUACUGUUGAGGCUUCUAGGAAGGCACUUGCUGAAAUGAUUAUAAUAGAUGAGUUGCCUUUUAGGUUUGUUGAAGGGUAUGGGUUUCAAAGAUAUUCAACAUCCUUACAACCUAAGUUGCAAAUUAGGGAUAUCCCAUUUCGUCAAACUGUGGCUAGGGAUGUGAUUGGCAUUUAUGGUGUUGAGAGAGAGAAAUUAGGGGAAGCCUUAAAAGGUCAUAGGGUGUGCCUUACUACAGACACAUGGACUAGUAUUCAAAAUCUGAAUUAUAUGUCCCUCACAAGUCAUUUUAUUGAUGAUGAUUGGAACUUGCAUAAGAGAAUUCUGAAUUUUUGCCAAGUGGAAGACCAUAGGGGGGAGACUAUAGGUAAAAAGAUUGAGAUAUGUUUGCGUGAGUGGGGUGUUGAUGGCAUAUUUACCUUAACAAUGGAUAAUGCUACCUCUAAUGGUACUACCAUUAAAUUUUUACAAACAGUAACUAAAGAUUGGAAGGGGACUAUUUUAGAACAUAAGUUCUUGCACAUGAGGUAUUGUGCACAUAUUCUAAAUCUGAUUGUGGGAGAUGGUUUGAAAGAAAUUGAUGCGUCCAUUGCUAGGGUGCUUGAAGCAAUGAGGUAUGUGAAGUCCUCACCAAAUAGAAAUCGAACUUUUAAGAGUUUUGUGGAGAGAUUAGGUAUUGAAUCCAAGAGUUUACUAAGUCUAGAUGUACCUACUAGGUGGAACUCUACCUAUCUCAUGUUAGAUACUGCUGAAAAAUUUGAGAAAGUGUUCCUAAGAAUGGACUUUGAGGAUGAUAGUUAUUCUUCCUACUUUUUGAACAAGGAAAAUAGUGGUGGUGUGGGAUCUCCUUGUGGGGUUAAUUUUCAAAAUUGUAGGACAUUUGUGGGUUUCUUGAAACUUUUUUACAAUGCAACAAAAAAGUUUUCCUGUUCUUUGUAUGUUACUUCAAAUACCUUCUUUGAUGAGAUGUUUGUGAUUCAAGAGAAUAUUACUCAUUUAAUUAAAUCUCAAAAUCAUCUCUUGAAAAACAUGGCAACUAAAAUGGAAGUUAAGUUUGAAAAGUACUAG
Quercus lobata is the source of this 1107-nucleotide messenger RNA. Its product is annotated as zinc finger BED domain-containing protein RICESLEEPER 2-like. Bases 1 to 1107 code for a protein of 368 amino acids. Gene Ontology annotation, molecular function: DNA binding. The transcript has a single exon. Lineage: Eukaryota; Viridiplantae; Streptophyta; Magnoliopsida; Fagales; Fagaceae. The record is from RefSeq and is a predicted model, not a curated record.